Molecule: messenger RNA, 3198 nt
Organism: Cololabis saira (Pacific saury)
Lineage: Eukaryota; Metazoa; Chordata; Actinopteri; Beloniformes; Belonidae
Product: semaphorin-4B-like
Exons: 15
Coding region: 1-2679 (892 amino acids)
Biological process (GO): negative regulation of axon extension involved in axon guidance; neural crest cell migration; positive regulation of cell migration
Molecular function (GO): chemorepellent activity; semaphorin receptor binding
Source: RefSeq, a predicted model, not a curated record
AUGUGCGCGUCAGCUGCCGCCGUGUACUGUCUUCUGACAGCCGCUCUGCUGUCGGCCUGCUGCCUCCAAUUGGCAAACGCAACUGAGGAUGACGUCACACCUCGCAUCAGUUUCCCACACAGACGAGUGGAGAGACGGGAGCGCUGGUACGACUCCAGCCUGCUCUCCUCAUCAAGAGCCUCUCCAGAGAUGCACAUGGACGAGGACUGUGUUUGGAGUCUGCACGAGCACUUUAAACACCAUCAGCAGCACAUGCCAGUCCAAAACGCGAAAGAGAGAUCGGCCAAGAGGUUCUCCAUGGACGGCAUCUUCAAUUACACGGCGCUGCUGCUCAGCCAGGAGGACGACAUGCUGUACGUCGGGGCCCGGGAGGCGCUGUUCGCCCUCAGCCUCUCCGACAUCAGCAGGACCAAACUGCAGAAGAACCUGACAUGGGGCACCCCUGCUGGAAAAAGGGAAGAGUGCAGCUUUAAAGGAAAGAACCUGGAGACUGAUUGCUUCAAUUACAUCAAGGUUCUGCUGCGGCUGAAUAGCACUCACCUGUACGUGUGUGGCACCUACGCCUUCAGUCCCGUCUGCGCCUACAUAGUAAGUACUGACCCCUCAACUAACACGUCGACGUUCACGCUGGAGCGGGACGAAGCAGGCGAGGUUGUGACGGAAGAUGGACGCAGUCGCUGCCCUUUCAACCCCGAGUACAAAUCCACGGCCAUCAUCGUCGAUGGAGAGUUGUACACUGGUACUGUCAGUAACUUCCAGGGGAAUGAGCCAGUCAUUUAUAAAAGCUUGGGUCAGGGAACGGCGCUCAAGACGGAAAACUCCUUGAAAUGGCUGCAAGAUCCCGUCUUUGUCGGUUCGGCUUACAUCGAGGAGAGUCAGCCGGCAGGUAACCCCGUAGGUGACGACGACAAAAUCUACUUCUUCUUCAGCGAGGCGGGAAAGGAGUUUGACUUCUUUGACAGCACCAUCGUGUCGAGGAUCGCCCGGGUCUGCAAGGGUGACAAGGGCGGUGAGCGGGUGCUGCAGAAGAAAUGGACCACGUUCCUGAAGGCUCAGCUCCUGUGUUCGCUCCCCGACGACGGCUUCCCCUUCAACAUCAUCCAGGACAUGUUUGUUUUGAAGCCCAUGGGAGACAGCUGGGAGAGCACCGUGUUCUACGGCGUCUUCACCUCUCAGUGGUAUAAAGGGGCAUCGGGCAGUUCAGCAGUCUGUUCCUUCAGCAUGGAGCAGGUGGAGCAAGCGUUCAGCGGCCGCUACCGGGAGGUGAACAGAGAGACGCAGCAGUGGUACACCUACAACCACCCGGCCCCGGAGCCACGGCCCGGAGCGUGCGUGACCAACCAUGCCAGGCAAAUGGGUAUCCAUUCAUCCCUGCACAUGCCCGAUAAAGUGCUCAACUUCGUCAAGGACCAUUUCCUGAUGGACAGCGUGAUCCGCAGCGCUCCCCUGCUGCUGAAACGCAGCGUGCGCUACACCCAGAUCGCCGUGCACAAGAUCCAGGGCAUGGAGAAGGCUUACGAUGUGCUUUUCAUCGGGACAGAUGACGGAAAGCUUCACAAAGCCAUCAAUGCCAACAGAAAGAUGCACAUCAUAGAGGAGAUGGUUCUGUUUGAGGAGCCUCAGCCGGUGCAACACAUCGAACUGGAUCCUCAACGGGGACUUUUGUUCGUGUCGUCAUACUCGGGCCUGGUGGAGGUUCCAGUGGCAAACUGCUCCAACUACCUGAGCUGUGGCGAGUGCGUGCUGUCCCGAGACCCGUACUGCGCCUGGACGGGCCGCCUGUGUCGCGACGUCAGGAUGGCUCCACCUGACAGCCACUGGCAGCAGGACGUGGAGGAGGCUGACACAUCAGCCAUCUGUAACAGGACCGUUCCCAGCCCCAGAUCUGCCAGACCAGCCGCUCCUCGUGGCUCUCAUUGCAAGGUCAUUACGAUGCCAGCCAACACGUUUCGAGUGCUGCCCUGUAAGCUCCGGUCCAACCUGGCCCAGAGGAGGUGGCACUACAGCGACAGCACCAGCAAGUUCCUGUACGCCACGCCGGAGGGGAACCUGGUGGUGGUGGCCCAGUCCGACCAGGUGGAGACGUACGAGUGCUGGUCGGAGGAAGAGGGCUUCCGCCAGCUGCUGGCCAACUACUGCGUGAGAGCAGAGCCCCGGCAGGAGAGCACGACUCUGAUCGGCCACUCGCGCACGCCGCACAUCGCCCAGGAGGAGAGCAUCAUCCUGCCGGGCCAGUCCCCCGCCGAGCAGGUGCACACCAAGACGUACUGGAACGAGCUGAUCGUGGUGUGCGCUCUGCUGGCCUUCUCCCUGGUGGUGUUCUCCCUGUUCGUCAUCUACAGGAACCGCGACCACAUGAAGUCCAUGCUGAAGCAGGGCGAGUGCCCCAACAUGCAGCAGAAGAAGCCCCGGAUAGCGGGGAAGCCCACGGAGAGCCUGCCGCUCAACGGCAACACCAUCCCCGUCUCCACGUCGGACCACAAGGGCUACCAGACGCUAAACGACAACUACAUCUGCAGCACGCCCACGCACGAGUCCUCGCCGGACAACAGCAAGAGCUUCUCCGAGUCCUCGGACCGGCGGCCGCUCAACGUGAAGGAGAGCCACGUGGAGUACUCGCCCACCUGCCCCCGGCCCCGGGUCCGGCUGGGCUCGGAGAUCAAGGACUCCAUCGUAUGAGAGCUGAGCGUUCACUCAGAGAUGACACCCUGCAUCUCCGUGAGGGAGAACGGCCUUCGAGCACAGGAGAGGAGACCCCUCACACGAUCCUACAUCACAGCACGUUUCCUUUCUUUUAAUCAUGUCGGUUCUGUGAUCAGUGCGGAGGUCAUUUUCAUUUAACCAUUACCACUCCAAAGCCAGAGGUUGCUCUGGUUUUUGCUGCUACAGACAUAUACGAGGAGGCAGCACAAUCUCUGGUUUCAACUAGGAUAACCACGGCAGCUGCUAAGAGUAAUUAUAACUGUCUUUUUUGACUCAAACAGACGGCCACUAACAUCGGUGUGUGUGUGUGAGAGAACAGGUGCAGGGAAACGAAAGACCUUCUAUUAUCACAGUAUCUUUUUAGGUAUAUAUCAGUAGAUGGUCCUAUCUAGAUGUCUGUCGCAUACAAUGAUAAAAUCAAAGAUAUUGUAACCCUGUAAUAUUGCACAUGUUCUGCAGAAGAACGCGCUUCUGUCACGCACACCAGACCCCGGC